AUGUCAUCAAACAAUGGCGCUUGCGCAAGCUGUAAAUAUUACUACAAGAUACUAUCAUUCCUAAUAUCUCCUUGCAUCCUAAUCAGCAGUCAAAGCACCACAACAACAGCCCCGCGAAAAGCAAUCACCCAAACCAUAAUAAUAAAUAGUUCAACAGACAACAUGGCUGAGUCCACCUCUCCAAUUCCCUUCAAGCGUCUCGAGCAGAUUGCUUCCGAUGCCUGCAACAGCGUUCUCGAGAACGUCGAGUUUUACGAGCACCCCAAGACCGCAGGAUGGAAUGAGACCAUUAUCCAAAAAGUCCUCAAGGCGCUAAUGUCCGAGGCCACCCCCGCCGGCGCCUCAUCCCCCCAGUACAAGUUCGCCAUCAACAGCACCAUCGUCCAGCACGUCGUCCCCACCUCCCAGCUCAACAAGCCGACAAGUACAGGCACCACCGACGCCGAGGCUGCUGCCGCGGCGAAGAAGCAGGCUGGCCGCCGGGGCAUGCACAGCGCGACGGGCGGUUACUGGAACGAGAAGACGGAUGGAAUGUGGAGCUACAAGUGGGAUGGCGAUGCCAAGGGGCUGGAUGUGGUGUUGAUGCUUAUCUGGAUUGCCGUUUAG
This is a messenger RNA of Podospora anserina S mat+, 606 nucleotides long. RefSeq lists its product as uncharacterized. Bases 1 to 606 code for a protein of 201 amino acids. Gene Ontology annotation, molecular function: dynein intermediate chain binding. The record is from RefSeq and is a predicted model, not a curated record. The transcript has 5 exons. Gene Ontology annotation, biological process: microtubule-based movement. NCBI's taxonomy places the organism in Eukaryota, Fungi, Ascomycota, Sordariomycetes, Sordariales, Podosporaceae. Gene Ontology annotation, cellular component: cytoplasmic dynein complex; cytoplasm.